AUGGGCUCGCAUCAGAAUGACUUGGUCCCGCCGUCUGGCUUGCACCGUUUACCACGACCACCAAGCUUGCCGAAUCCCCUUCCGCCCCCGCCGGUGGGAUGGCAGGGCGAGCAGAUGACCGAGUGGCUGCGAACCAAAGCCGAGGAGGAUCGUCGCAAGCAAGCGGAGGAAAGGACGCAGCAGGAGAGCUUGAUUCUGGAACAGCGCCGCAUUGAGCAGUCCAUGCUGGCGGAUUGUUUGAGAGCUGGGGUGCCGUCCCAUCUGCUUCCGUUGAUUUUUGCCGCUUUCCAGCGUACUCCUGCUUCUGUUCAGGGUGCUGCGACGGUGCCGCCGGUGUCUGCGGUUCCAGAGCUUCAGCAAUUGUCGGCCGCGACUAGAGCUGCUCCAGUCCAAGCUCCGCCUCCAGCGUUGCCUCCAGCUCUGCCUCGAUCUCAGCCGCCUUCUUUGUCUUCUGCAUCGGCACAGGCUCCACAGCAGAGCUAUCAGGGACCAGGGUCUGCCAUGAACCCGCCGUCUCAAGCUCAGCAGCCGACACAGCCUGUACAGCAAUCACCUGGCUUCAGACAUUCAUUCCCUAUCAUUGGCCCCGACUCUCGCCCCCCUGGAUCAAUGGAGCUCCAGGGCCCGUCUCAAUCAUUUGGGGCACGAUACACGACUACUGCCCCGCCUCAUUUUUCCGCUCCUCCCAAUUGGGCAUGGGACUACCGACAGCCACCUCCUCUCUCUUUUCACCACUGGACUCCGCCAGAGAGUCUGCUACCUCAAUCGCAAUCGCAAUCACAAUCGCAAUCACAAAAUCUAACCCUGCCAGCCCAUGAUCCUUCCGCACCUCCAAAACCACCUGCAUCCAACAUUCGUCCAGAGCCAACCUCUCCAGUUCACAAGCGAAAAGACGAGAGAUCACAUCAAAAAGUACCUCCUCCAUUGUCUCGUAUAUCUGGGUCAUCCACCAGGCCACAAGAUUCAAGUGACAGCUCGCGAGACAUCUGGUCGCAGCCUCAUCGGCGCCAGAUCAGUGAUGUGUCUAGCACAGGAGCUCGUGGGAACGACGAGGGCGAGUCUUCUGAGCAGUUCUCUGACUUGACACCAGCUCCGACCGAUAUAUCGAGUACCCAGAACACUGUGGACUCUGCUCGAGGUGCCAGUCAGGCCGUCCAAGAUCCCAAUGUGGGACGUCAAAACGUGUCUUUCACACGUCAGUGA
Molecule: messenger RNA, 1203 nt
Organism: Penicillium nucicola
Lineage: Eukaryota; Fungi; Ascomycota; Eurotiomycetes; Eurotiales; Aspergillaceae
Exons: 2
Coding region: 1-1203 (400 amino acids)
Source: RefSeq, a predicted model, not a curated record